GCCAGAACACGUGCUUGCGGGGCAGUCAGCCAUUCUGACAUUCCUUCACCGCCCAUGCUGGCCCGUUAGGUCCUUGCCUCAAGUCCGUCGAGCUAAUCUCCACUUCUUUCUCGCCAGCCUGCAAUGACGCCCACGUUGCACAUUCGCGACGCGGCAUUGACCGUCGUGUGUGCCGCGCAUCACCCCCAGCGGCCCCUCCAUGCGCGCGUCGCCCCACGCCCACCACACCUUCUCUCGCGCCCUACCAUUCCCCUCGCUGCGCCUCCUCCCAUACCGCGACUCGCGCCGUUUUCCAGCGCGCAUGGCCCCUUCUUCUCCCGCCGCCUCCCCAUCAACCCCCUCUGCGCCCCCCCACGCCGCGCCAGGCGAGCGGCGGUGCCCGUCGCUGCGACCACGCCGGGCGGGCAGGGCUCCGUGGCGGUCGGCUCGUUCCGCGCGGGCCAGAAGCGCGCGGAGGUGCGCCUGCCCGCGCUGCUUCUGGCGCUGACCAGCGCGGACGUCCUGCGCGGAGGGGCGCCGGGCAGCGCGGAGGCGGUGGACGCGGCGGUGGCGGCGGGCGCGAGCAUGGUGGUGGUGGGGGACGAGGGCGCGGGCGGCGCGGGCAUGGAGCUGUUCGAGGCGGCGUGCGCCGUGAAGGCGCUGCUGCGCGGGCGCGUGCCCCUGCUGGUGGCCGAACGCGCCGAUAUCGCCGCCGCCGCUGGCGCCGACGGCGUGCUGCUGUCCGAUAACGGCCUGCCAGCCGUGGCGGCGCGCCGCAUGAUGGAGAGCGCCGCGUCGGGCCCGCUGCUGCCGCUCGUGGCGCGCCGAGUGGCGUCAGUGGCGGCGGCCGUCACUGCCACCACGGCAGACGGCGCCGACCUCAUCGUGCUCGCGCCCCCCGCUGCGCCCGCCACUGCUUCUGCCAGUGAGGCGGUGCGGCAGAUCAGGGCGCAGCAGGUGACGAUCCCCGUGGUGGUGGAGGGGGCGAGCGGAGCAGGUGGGGGAGGAGAGCAGUGGGUGAGCGAUGUGAUGCGCAGCGGGGCCACCGGGGUGGCCGUCACACUCGCCGCCCUGCAGCCAGCAGCAGCAGCAGCAGCAGCGGGCAACGGCGAAGGGGAUGCGAGCCAGGCCAUCCGAGCGGCCGUGGGGGGGCUGGUUGCAGCCAUGGGGGACGGCCGGUGGGGCAAGUGGGGGGCGGGGCCGGGGAAGGGGGAGGGGGAUGAGAGUGAGGGGGAAGAUGGGGCAGGGGGGGUGCAAGUAGCAGGUGCAGGGGAGGCGGCGGGCCGAGGGAUGGGUGGCUUGGAGGAGGCGAGGGAGGUGGCGAGGGAGGAGUUGGAGCAGGUGCUGACCGGUGCAGGAGGCGCCCCUGGCCCUGCUGCUGCCAGUGCAGUGGGGGGGGAGGAUGUGAGCGCACAGGGGGAGGCGGGGCAGGAGAAGGAGGAGGGGGAUGGGGAGGGGGCGGGGAAGGGCAUGGACGGGCGGGGGCUGUUGGAUCUGGAGGGGCGGCGGAUCAUGAAGGCCGAGAGGAAGCUCCUGGCGUCACUGCUCGACCUGCUCCGUGCCGCAUGCCCCGAUAUGGCGGAGAUUCAACUACUCGAGGACUCCCUUGCUCGCCUGGGCGAGCCUUUCCUCGUCGUCGUCGUGGGCGAGUUCAACUCGGGCAAGUCAUCGCUGGUGAACGCGCUGCUGGGCGACGCGUUCCUCAAGGUGGGCGUGGUGCCGACCACCAACGAGAUCACGCUGCUGCGCCACCACGACCUCUCGCCCUCCUCCCUCCUGCGUGCGCGCGCUGCCACUGCCGCCUCCGCCUCCGCCGCAUCGGCAGCGGCGGCGGGGUCGCAGCAGGGCGCAGAGGCGGGGCGCGCGGCAGCGCGGGCGGUGGUGGGGCGCGUGGCGGUGGAGGAGCAGCGGCACCCCGAUGGCCACAUGAUCCGAUUCCUGCCGGCCGACCUGCUCAAACAGAUGAACGUGGUGGACACGCCUGGCACCAACGUGAUCUUGGAGCGGCAGCAGCGCCUCACGGAGGAGUUUGUGCCGCAGGCCGACCUCGUGCUCUUCGUGCUCUCCGCUGACCGCCCCCUCACCGAGUCCGAGGUGUCGUUCCUGCGCUACAUCCGCCAGUGGGGCAAGAAGGUCGUCUUCGCGCUCAACAAGGUGGACGCGCUCUCCUCGCCCGCCGACGUGCGCGAGGUGCAGGCGUUUGUCACCGACAACGUGCGCAAGCUGCUCGCCGUCGAUACUGUGCUCUGCUUCCCCCUUGCCUCCCGCCUCGCCCUCGCCGCCAAGCUGCUCCACGCCGCCCCCUAUCCUUUUCCCCCCGCGCCCUCGCCCGCCCUCGCCCCUUCCUCCGCGCCCGCCCCGUUGGACCUCUCGGCACGGGAGGCAGCGGAGCGUCUGCGCUGCGACCCCUCCUACCAGGCGUCAGGCUUCGCCCAACUGGAGAUCUUCAUUCAGCAGUUCCUGGAAGGUUCCUCGGACGCGGGUGCGGAGCGCCUGCGGCUGAAGCUGGACACGCCGCUGGGCGUGGCAGCGGCGCUCGUGGCGGGCGCUGCGGGGCAGCUGGCGGCGCAGGCGGAGGCGGCGGCGCGGGACGACGAGGCGCUGGGCGCGGUGGAGGCGCAGAUGGAGGGGUACCGCGAGGCCAUGCGGUCCGACUCGCUGCUGCAGCGCGCGCGCGUGGCGGCGCUGGUGAGGGAGGCGGCGGGCAGGGCUGAGGAGUUUGUGGAGGCCACGCUGCGCCUGGGCAACGGCGACGUCAUGCUGCAGUACCUGCUCUCGCCACGGGGGGCCGGGGGGGGCAGCGUAGGGGGUGAGGAGGGCGGCAGCGGCAUGCUGCCCGUGAGCAAGAGCUUCCAGACGCAGAUCGUGGGCACCGCGGUGGCGGACGUGCGGCGCGCGCUGGUGGAGCACCACGUGUGGCUGGCGUCCAACAACGCGCGGCAGCUCGCCAGCUACCGCGACUUCGCGCGCACCAGAUGGCCCGCCGUGCCCCGGCCACAGGGGGGUGCGGACGAGGAGAGCGACGGCGAGGCCGAGGGGAGGAUCCCCGAGACGGUUGGCAUUCUGGAGGGCUUCAGCCCGCGGGCCGCUGCUCUGCUGCUGGAGGAAGAAAUGAGGGAGUCGGUGGUGGGGGCGGUGACAGGCGUGGGUGUGGCAGGGGUGGCGGCGGCGGUGCUCACAGGGGUGCUGCAGUCCACGCUGGAGGACCUGCUCGCCCUCACCGUCUGCACCACUGGCGGCUCGCUGAACGUGCUCACCUUCCCGCAGCGACGCGAGGCGGUGAAGGGCAAGAUCCGGCAGCGCGCAGCGGGGCUCAUCAAGCGCCUCGAGGCGGGGCUGGAGGGCGAGCUGCAGGCCAAGCUGGGCGACCUGGAGGCGCGCAUUCGUGCUGAGCUGGCGCCGUACCGGCAGGCAGUGGAUGAUGAGCUGGUGCGUGUGGACACCCUGCUGACACAGCUGCAGUCGUCCACGCAGCAGCUGGAGGAGCUCAGGCAACGAGUCAGAAACCUUGCUGUGUGAAAGUUUGUCCACUGGGUGAAAUGGAUGAUUCAAUUUAUGAUUUGAGCUCAGCUUGUAAUCCUGCCUUGUUUUCUGACUGCUAUUUUUCAAGCUUGGCCUUCGCUUGCAGUCCAAAACAUUUACUGUCAAUGGGCUGUUGACUGACGAGGUGUUCGACAUCUUUCUCACUUCGUUAUGGCCAACUCCUCGCCAACCUUCGU
Molecule: messenger RNA, 3698 nt
Organism: Closterium sp. NIES-67
Lineage: Eukaryota; Viridiplantae; Streptophyta; Zygnematophyceae; Desmidiales; Closteriaceae
Source: the annotation of a GenBank genome assembly